Cyclopterus lumpus (lumpfish) is the source of this 1488-nucleotide messenger RNA. RefSeq names its product SET domain containing 7, histone lysine methyltransferase (gene setd7). Gene Ontology annotation, biological process: regulation of DNA-templated transcription. The transcript is spliced from 8 exons. Gene Ontology annotation, cellular component: chromosome. Gene Ontology annotation, molecular function: protein binding; histone H3K4 monomethyltransferase activity. NCBI's taxonomy places the organism in Eukaryota, Metazoa, Chordata, Actinopteri, Perciformes, Cyclopteridae. The record is from RefSeq and is a predicted model, not a curated record. Bases 86 to 1198 code for a protein of 370 amino acids.
UCCCGUCAUGUCCAAAUGAGCCACAUGGGGGGCAGGAGCAGCAGUCCUUACAGUGGCGUGGUGGGUCUCAGCAGCUUCCUGCGGCAUGGACAGCGAGGAUGAAAAUAUAGAAGAGGUCGUGGAAGGUCCAUUGGAUGAAGAUGAUCAGCUCCACGGGUUCUGCACAGUAACCUAUUCAUCCAGUGAUCGUUUUGAAGGACACUUCACCCACGGAGAGAAGAAUGGCAAGGGAAAGUUCUUCUUCUUUGAUGGAAGUGCACUAGAGGGUUUCUAUGUAGAGGAUGGUCUGCAGGGCCAGGGCCUGUAUACAUAUGAAGAUGGAGCUGUCCUCCAGGGGACAUAUGUGGAUGGAGAGCUCAAUGGACCCGCUCAGGAGUGUGAUGCAGAGGGCCGGCUGGUGUUCAAGGGCCAAUACAAAGACAACAACCGCUGUGGGGAAUGCUGGAUCUACUACCCUGAUGGAGGCUGUGUGUUUGGGGAGGUGAAUGUGGACGGGGAGAUGUCUGGUGAAUCUGUAGGGUACAUCUACCCUGACGGACACACAGCUUUCUGUGGGAGCUUUGUUGAUGGAGACAUAAUUGAGGCUCGCCUUGCCACCCUGAUCCCCACCGAAAGUGGAAGGCCGCGCUUCGAAAUCACACCAAACAGUCCUGUGUACUCGUACGACAAGUCCACGUCCACUUGUAUCACCGCCCACGCUUUGCUUCCUGACCCUUAUGAGAGUCAACGGGUGUUUGUGGCAGACUCUCUGAUCAGAGGAGCAGGAGAGGGCCUGUUUGCCAAGAUGGACGCUGAUACUGACACUGUGAUGGCUUUUUAUAAUGGAGUUCGCAUCACACACUCUGAGGUGGACAGCAGAGACUGGGCACUGAACGGGAACACAAUCUCAUUGGACGAGGAUACAGUGAUUGACGUCCCUCAGCCAUUGGACCAGACGGCGCGAUACUGUGCCUCUCUCGGUCACAAGGCAAACCACUCCUUCAUCCCCAAUUGCAAAUAUGACCCGUUUGUCCACCCUCGUUUUGGGCCCAUCAAGUGUGUCCGAACCUUGAGGGCUGUGCAGAAAGAUGAGGAGCUAACAGUUGCUUAUGGUUAUGAUCACGAGACGCCUGGGAAUAAUGGCCCUGAGGCCCCUGAUUGGUACAAACAGGGGCUGAAAGAGUUCCAGCAAAGACCAGCAGCUCCCACUAAGCUGUAGAAAUACAAUAAAAACAGCCCUCUACUGUACCACCUUACAAGACUCCUGCAGCAUUAUGGCACUGAAUAUCACCUGCAGCUAACCAUACCAUAUGCGUUUUGAGGAGUUGUCAUGCACUACGUGGAGCAACUCGGCCCUGGAGGUCUAAGCAACAGAAGAGCUAUGCAAGAAACCAAAUGUUGAUAGAGGAGACAUGUUUCUGGCUGUAAGGUGAUGCUUUGUUUGAUUUUACCAGUGUUCUCUUUGUCACAUAUUACUGGAAAUAAAAAUGACACGCUCAACUUUUACCA